Molecule: messenger RNA, 2129 nt
Organism: Nezara viridula (southern green stink bug)
Lineage: Eukaryota; Metazoa; Arthropoda; Insecta; Hemiptera; Pentatomidae
Source: the annotation of a GenBank genome assembly
CUCUAGGAACCGAAGAGUCAGUCUCAAGUAGUGUAGUGUAGUUGAGUGGAAUCGAUGGAUAACAACGCUGCGCAAAAUGUCGCCGAAGGUAAUGCCUCAAAACCUCCGAAACUUUUAAUAAAAGGAGGAAAAGUUGUAAAUGCCGAUAAGACGGAAAACGUAGAUGUUCUUGUUGAAGAUGGCGUGAUCACGGACAUCGGAUACGAUUUGGCUGCUCCUCCAGGCACUAUGGUCAUCAUGGCUGAUGGCAGGUACGUCAUACCCGGAGGCAUAGAUCCACACACCCAUCUCGAGUUCGAAUUCAUGGGCACCAAGUCAGUCGAUGAUUUCUACAAAGGGACAAGAGCUGCUAUCGCUGGCGGUACCACCAUGGUCAUCGACUUCGCAAUUGCUCUUCCUGGUCAAUCUUUAUUGGAAGUGUACGACAAGUACAGAUCAAUGGCUGAUCCAAAGGUGUGUUGUGAUUACGGACUGCAUGUUGGAAUCACCUGGUGGUCUAGGACUGUCAGCAAAGAAAUGGAACUCCUCUGUGCGCAGCAUGGCGUCAACUCCUUCAAGCUAUUUAUGGCGUACAAGAAUAUGUUCAUGGUAGACGACGGUGAGCUAUACGAAGCAUUUGCAAGAUGCAAGGAACUCGGGGCUGUGGCGAUGGUUCACGCUGAAAACGGACACGUAAUAGAGAAGAAUGUGCACAAACUGAAGCAAGCAGGCGUGACCGGACCGGAAGGGCACGAGAUGUCGAGACCUGAAGAAGUCGAAGCAGAGGCAGUGCAUAGAGCAGCCAUGAUAGCAUCUCAGACUGGAUGUCCACUUUACGUUGUUCACGUCAUGAGCGAAUCGGCAGCAAAAGUCAUAGAGGAAAGGCGUAACGCUGGUCAGACUACGUUGUUCGGGGAGGCCUUGGCUGCUGGACUCGGCACUGUUGCUCCGGAUGGCAAGUGUUCCUUUGAAGUAGCUGCCGCCCACAUCAUGAGUCCACCUCUGAGGAAGACCAGGUCGACACCUCUGGCGCUCAUGAAGGCACUGGCUUCAGGAGCUUUGCAAACCACGGGAACCGACAACUGUACAUUUAACAAAAACCAGAAAGCAUUAGGCAAGGAAGACUUUACUAAGAUCCCCAACGGAUUAAAUGGUUUAGAAGACAGGAUGUCCGUCAUCUGGGAUAAAGGUGUCAACACAGAUAUAAUUGAUCCCCAGAAGUUUGUAGAAAUAACGAGCACUAAUGUGGCUAAGAUAUUCAACCUCUAUCCGAAGAAAGGUUGCAUCGAAAUCGGGUCCGAAGCCGACAUCGUCAUAUGGAAUCCAGACAAGUCUAAAAAGAUAUCAGCUACUACCCAUAACCACGCGUGCGAUUUCAACAUUUUCGAAGGGAUGGUGGUGCGAGGAGUGCCUGAGACAGUCAUCGUCAAGGGAAAGGUGUGCUACCAGCACGGGCGACUGAUGGACUCGAAAGGCCACGGCUCGUUCGUCCCCUGCCAGGUGUUCCCUCCUCAUGUCUACGGCCGCCGCGAGGGGAAGUACCGUCCGGACGCUGGCGACUGUGGCAAGGCCAAGGACACCCAAUACUGCCUCAACACCCUCAACUUCCCGGAGAGGCAGCUCCUCACCUCCGCACUGCAGAAGGCUGCUCCCACAGCCCAAAGAGGAUGUCUAAAACUGUUCAAGGUAAGUUUCACGUUUUCUCUACCAUUAGUAACGAUUGAAGGUUUUAUUCAAACGAUGGUACCACUCUACAAGUGUCACUCCACCUUAAUUAGUAGGUCAAGAUCACAUGGUCACGAAAAUUUACUACGUAUUAACAGUUAGUAUUUACCGGCAUCGCGAUUUACAGAUCAACAUCGGUUCUUUUCAGUUAAAAUUGGGAUGUUAAUUGGCUCUAAUUACAUCACUUCGAUUUUCGUUUGCUAUGCUCUCUCAUAAUGGGUAAACAAACCCCCAAAGAGUUCUUUUUAAUUGAGGUCACAGCUACAGAUGGUCAGAUGAAUCAAAGAGUCGACUACUCUGAAAGAAUUGUGCACUUAAGUGAUACAAAAGAAUCCCGAUUCACUCGCAAUAAGUUGAUUUUAAAUUCUUGAGAACCAAAGAAGUUCCAGAGGGGUGGCGGAUAGAUUCUCGAUGAUACCACAAGU